AGGAAUUAAGAUGUGUGUUUGAGAAUCAUUUGUGUGAACGCAAACAUGAUUCUCUACCAAAGAAGUCACCUGGUACAGCCUAUCAGUGUUGACACUAUAAAGAGCAGCAGGUGGGUGUUGUGUUUCACUGGCCAUUUCAGCAAUGAAUCUUACGCUCAAGGACAAGUGCUGCGCCUUCGAGUCUCCCACCCUGGACAGGGUUUUGCCUCCAAUUCUGAUCCUGGAGUUCAUGUUUGGACUGAUGGGGAACUUUGUCGCUCUGUGGAUGUUUGUCUUUCACAUGGACACCUGGAAGCCCAACUCUGUGUACCUGACUCACCUGGCUGUCGCUGACUCCAUUGUGCUGUUCUGCCUGCCAUUCAGAGCAGACUACUACAGGCGUGGAAAAAACUGGCUGUAUGGCGAUGUCCUGUGUCGUAUCCUGCUCUUUCUGCUGGCAGCCAACCGUGCGGCGGGGAUCUUCUUCCUCACUGCCGUGGCUGUUGAUCGAUAUUUCAAGAUCGUCCACCCAUUGAGUCAGAUCAACCGAAUGGGCCUGGGCUAUGCUCUCUGGGUCUCUCUCGGGCUCUGGGGUCUGAUAUUUCUUGCGACUGGUUACCUUCUUGCCAAUGAGCACUUUUUCUACAACAGCAACCGCACACAGUGUGAGAGUUUCAACAUCUGCCUGGGCUUCAGCCCCCUCUCCACCUGGCACAAUACUUUCUAUGUCGUCCAGUUCUUCCUGCCGACUGUAAUCGUGGCCUUCUGCACAGUCAGAAUCACCUGGCAGUUGAAAAGCAGGACUGUGGACAAAAAAGGGAAAAUAAAGCGGGCUGUUCAGUUUGUGUUGGCUGUGGCGCUGAUCUUUAUUGUAUGUUUCUUUCCGAGCACUAUAUCGCGUAUCGCUGUAUGGGUCCUUAAGCUAUGGUAUGAUGAGUGCAAAUAUUUUGAGGAGGCAAACCUGGCAUUCUACACAUCGGUGUGUUUCACCUACUUCAAUAGCGUCCUUAACCCUGUGGUGUAUUAUUUCUCCAGCCCAGCCUUUAGUGGCGCCUUUAAAAAGAUCCUGAACAAACUGCUGAGACGGAGUCCCACAGAUGAGACAAAUUCUUCUGAGAAUAACAUUUCCGCCAUUGAAGGGAGAAGGUUGUGAAGCCAGGUGCUGCUAUGUUCCCGUCUUACAUUGAGGGGAAUUUUAUUAGAUUUUAUUAAAGCAUAAUGCAGAUUUAACUUAAAUGAAAUGUAGGAAUGGGUUAAGUCAUUAUAAACAAUUAAAAUUAUACAACCCCAAAUAAUUAGCUGCUUGUUGCAGUGUGUUUGUGAUUGUAUAACAAUCCCUUUUGAGUGUGGUUGCAGUGUGUAAGCAAGUUAAUUAUGAGCCAUUCAAUAUGAAUUAUCCAUUUGCUGAUGAGCGAUUGUUAAUGUUAAAUAUUACUGCAAAUGAUUAUAAAUGUUACAUCUGUUGAGAGAGAGAUAUUCUUUUGUGGUUUUCAACAUUAAGGUAGUUAACAAAAUCCUUUACUUUGUCAGUCACUUCAACUUUAAAAAUCAGAUGAACAGUCAGAGCCAUGUUUAGAUUUCUUCAGUGAUAUCAGUAGUUGAGUAGUGUUGAGAAAACACUCCACAGGCUGGUUUGUGAAUCAACGAGGACAGAAAGCAGAGAUCAUACAUCGUUUUUCAUUUUCCUGUCUUUGUAUCCUGACACAUUCUGCCUUGUUUUCAAUAAAUAGGUUAAACAUUAGGGAUUAGAAUAAACUUUAUAGUACGUUUUUGCCCUAUGCCUGUUGGUUAUGUUGUGAUGGCUGUUCAGACUAAAGUUGUGUAUUUCAUUAUGCCUUUAGGAUUUGUAUUGAUUUUGCAAAGAAACAGACACAUGGCGACAGAAAGGUCUUCACAUGACUUCUUGGUCACAGACCCUUCAGCAACAGAUAACAUUGGUGAGAAAUUGAGUCAUCAAUAAAAUGAAAAGAAAAGUGCGACAGCAGAUUUGUGGCCUCUCGUGAAAGCUUAGCUAAAAAGAUCCCAGGAAAAGAUCCCAUCUUACAAAACCACCUUUUAAUCUAUCAGGCCUACACCUACAGUGGAUGCUGUUUCUAUCAUUGUGUCUAUCUUGUCCUUUCAAUGGCUCCUUAAUUAAACCCAAUACAAUAAUAAAACAAAAUUUUUACAUUUAGAUAUAUUUGGUAUGAAGUUCUGUCCCCUAAUAAAUAUAAAGUAGGAUCAGAGGGUUUGCUGAACCAAACCAAUAAACCAGAACUGUCGUAACUAAGCAAGUUAAAUAAUUAUGUAUGUUGUCCAAAGUAAAUAAUUCUACUUGAAAAUGUCCAACGUUUGUCUGCUGACACAUCAUACUAUAUGGGCUUUGGAUCAACUUUCUUAUUGAGGGUUUUAAUUUAGUGUAAAUAAAUAAAUCCAAAAAGAUACAGGAGCACCUUACUUUGAACGUACAAAGAAAUUAACACAAAGGGAUGUAAAAGUUUAUCUAAGCUGUGUUACAGAUCACCUUAUUGUAACACUG
Molecule: messenger RNA, 2497 nt
Organism: Platichthys flesus (European flounder)
Lineage: Eukaryota; Metazoa; Chordata; Actinopteri; Pleuronectiformes; Pleuronectidae
Product: hydroxycarboxylic acid receptor 3-like
Exons: 1
Coding region: 143-1132 (329 amino acids)
Biological process (GO): G protein-coupled receptor signaling pathway
Cellular component (GO): membrane
Molecular function (GO): G protein-coupled receptor activity
Source: RefSeq, a predicted model, not a curated record